Messenger RNA from Labeo rohita (rohu), 1213 nucleotides. Its product is annotated as 4-galactosyl-N-acetylglucosaminide 3-alpha-L-fucosyltransferase 9-like. Gene Ontology annotation, cellular component: membrane. The transcript has a single exon. Bases 1 to 1164 code for a protein of 387 amino acids. The record is from RefSeq and is a predicted model, not a curated record. NCBI's taxonomy places the organism in Eukaryota, Metazoa, Chordata, Actinopteri, Cypriniformes, Cyprinidae. Gene Ontology annotation, molecular function: alpha-(1->3)-fucosyltransferase activity.
AUGGAGCUCCAGAGUUCCAGAGUCUGUCAGAACCUCCUCAUCACAGUGGCUUUGUUGAUAUGUUUCUCAGCAAUAUUCUACACGUACUACCAGCCGACCGUAAACUGGCUAAAAUGGCCCACCAUUUGCAGAUCUAAUUCUUGCAGCGACAUCUGCAUCAACGCUCUUAAGAUGCCAAAUCAAAUGGAAAUGGUCAACCACACCUGUGUCGUGAACUUCACCUCUAUCAGAAACCUGUUAACACAAACAGAACCAGUGACACAGACUGAUCCAGACACCAUCCUCCUGAUCUGGAUGUGGCCUUUCGGGGCCAAGUUUGAUUUAGGAAUCUGCAGUUCACAGUUCAACAUCCACGGCUGCCGCUUGACAGACAACAGGGAUCAGUUUAAAAGCGCGCAUGGCGUUUUGUUUCAUCACAGAGACAUCCGUGAGGACGACAUGCCGACACUGCAGCGACCUCCGUUCCAGAAAUGGAUCUGGAUGAACAUGGAGUCUCCCAGUAACUCACCACCGCGUUCAACUCUAAACAGUCUGUUCAAUCUGACCACAACUUACAGACAAGACUCUGACAUCAUGGUACCUUAUGGGCGAAUCUCAGAGAAAACUGGUGGGAGCACAACUUUUAAAAUCCCAUAUAAAAAUAAACUUGUGUGCUGGAUUGUGAGCAACUGGAACUCAAAACACAAGCGUUCACAAUACUAUAAAAAUUUAAAGCAACAUAUCAGUAUAGAAACCUACGGACACAGCUUCAGAAGGCCCGUUAGCAAUGAAAACUAUUCAGAUUUGGUGUCCAGCUGUAAAUUCUACCUGUCCUUUGAGAACUCCAUUCAUAAAGAUUACAUCACAGAAAAACUCUACAACCCUCUGAAACUCGGCACUGUUCCUGUGGUUCUCGGUCCACCAAGGAAAAACUAUGAGGAAUUAAUUCCAGGCAAUGCCUUCAUCCAUGUGGACGACUUCUCCUCCCCUAAAGAACUAGCUGAACAUCUUAAGCUUCUGGACCAAAAUGAGAGUUUGUACAGGCAGUACUUCACCUGGAGAGAACAUUUUGUUUCAAGUACAACCUCCUUUGGUCUUGAGCACGCUUGUUGGGCUUGCGAUCAUAUCCGAAGAAACAAGAACUAUAGAGUAGAUAAUGAUCUCAACAGCUGGUACUGGGGUUGAAGGAUGUUAACCACAGACUUCAGUCAUGGCAGAUGCCACUUUUUUUUUG